UAUCAUCCCACAUGAAGAUACAAAACCCCUCCCUCCUAAUUCUGAACGGGCUACAGCCAUAGGCCAUCAUAAAGCUGGUCUAAUUUUUGUAUGGGUUUUCUAUAUGGCCUUGAUUCUCUAAGCCCAUCCCAGGAUUACGGUUACUUUAAAGCCCAAAACGUUCUGUCUUCCUCCCUUCCAUUUGUAUGGGAGUGGAAAAGUGUGAAGCAGAAGCCGGUACUCUGUCUGACUUCUCAAAUGGAACGAUGGAGUGGUAUUUUGAAGAUUCCGCUAUGCCCAAACAACAAGAGCUUUUAUAGAGUUGGGGCAUCUCUCUGUCUCUCUUCUUCUUCUCCAAAAACCCUAACUGUGCCUUCUGCAAAUGCAAUAUUCUUUCAUGGAGACCGUGUCGCAGGGACAGGAAAUCCUGUGAUUGAAAAGCUAUCUGAUUUACAGAAAGUAGCUGAAAUUCUUGUUUCUAAGUUUGGUGCUUCUGUUAAUGCCUGGGUUAUUGAGGCUUCUGUUUUCAAUGGCCCUUUUGCUCUUUACAAAGAAUUUAUCCCAUCUAUGACUUCCACGGGAGAGCCAGAAUCGUACAGCCCAAUUGGAUACCCUGCUUCAACAGUCACCGUUUCUCUCUUGUCAAAUUCUCUUCAGGAGGCAAAGAAUAUUAUUUCAACAGCAGUGGGAGAACCAUGCUCUGCUAACACUUGUGAAACAUAUUUUUAUGAUUAUCAACCCAGAACACUCAUCCUGGGUUUUAGUAAGGGCGGUGUUGUUCUUAACCAGCUCAUAAGUGAGCUUGCGUUCUUAGAAGGAAAAUCCAUUGGAAGUGGGGCCGCCAUCCAAGAAGAGAUUCAAAUUGUACCAACAACUAAAGAAGGCCUUUUAGACAGCAUUAAAGAGAUUCAUUAUAUAGAUGUAGGCUUAAACUCUGCUGGUGCAUAUAUAUCUGACCCUAAUGUGAUUGAAAGAAUCUCCAAACGCCUUAUGGAGAGUUCUAGAGGACUCCAUUUCAUCCUUCAUGGAACUCCUAGGCAAUGGUGUGAUGGUAGGCGUGCUUGGAUUUGUGAUGAGAAGGAUAAAUUGGUUCAUCUGCUUGAACAGGAAUCUCAUAAGAAUGGUGGGAUUUUACAGGUGUGUGAAAGAUUUUAUUUUGCUGAUAGACCUCCUAAUAUGCAGAUGCAUUUUGAAAUCAUUGAGAGUCUGAAUGUUAAUUGAGUGUUUGUAAAAAUGAAAUUGUCUUAGCAAUACAUUAUAUAUGUAUAUAAAAAAGGCUUGCAUA
This is a messenger RNA of Mangifera indica (mango), 1264 nucleotides long. RefSeq names its product UPF0565 protein C2orf69 homolog. Bases 91 to 1200 code for a protein of 369 amino acids. Gene Ontology annotation, cellular component: mitochondrion. The record is from RefSeq and is a predicted model, not a curated record. The transcript has 3 exons. NCBI's taxonomy places the organism in Eukaryota, Viridiplantae, Streptophyta, Magnoliopsida, Sapindales, Anacardiaceae.